Molecule: messenger RNA, 4230 nt
Organism: Didymodactylos carnosus
Lineage: Eukaryota; Metazoa; Rotifera; Eurotatoria; Philodinida; Philodinidae
Source: the annotation of a GenBank genome assembly
AUGUUGAGAUCAAAGUAUUUGAUGCAUAAUAUCACAGUUCAUAGUUUGUUUGCUGAUAACGAAUAUCAUCUGGAUAUUAAAGACAUUGAUAAUGAGUUAAGAUUUAGAAGUUAUGCUGACAAUACCAUUCAACACCAAAUGGAAAAAUCAAAACAUACUCCAAUUUCAGUCAGAUCGUCGACAUCAAUCGAAUAUCCUCUAGUUACACAAGAUCAUCAAAGUGGACUCAUUGUUACUCGAGGAAUACCAUUGACAAGUUUACACCACACACAGCAUCAAUCAUCUGCACAAGCUUCAACCGCUGACAAGAGUGUCGCUCAGCCUCAUCGAUCCCCAACCACGUCACUACCACUUUUACCUGCACAUCAAAAAGUUUCCAGUUCCAUCAUUCCAUCAACAAUAUAUAGUUCACCUCUUCCUGCUCAUACUCACACACUAGCUAAAUCUACAACCACCUUUCCAUUGACGACAAAUGAAGAGGAAUUAGCUCUUGACUUUUCAUAUCGGAAAAAAAGUAACAAAAAUGUAAUUGAAUGGCAAAAUAGUAGUUCAAUAGAUUCUUUCAUAACGGACGUAUUUAAUGCAAAUGAAUUUCAAUUGUUGGAACAACCUGAUGAAAAAGCGACACCAAUUAAUCUUGAUCUCGAAAUACCGUUAACUAAACAGUUGAUAAAUAGUAGACAGUUAACUCAUUAUAAGCAAUUUUGUUCUGCCAGCGAUACAGCAGAACAGUCAGAUAAAACAAAAUCAAAACUGGAACAAGACCAACAUUAUCUAUGUUCGUCACAGCGUCGUGUCACAUCAUCCUGUUGUGCAUGUGAAAUAACUCUCAAUGAAAUUACUCUAUUGGAUGAUAAUAAUCAAGAAUUAUCGGACGAUCAACCUUUUAACUGGUGUUCAUAUUUAUCUUUAGUCAGUUGUCGAUCUGUCGCAGAAGAUUAUUUUGAUCAUUAUAUAUUCUCAAUUGAACAUGGAUUCAAAGAUGGAAUGAAACUCGAAUAUUUAUACGAUAAACAACAUGAUUAUUAUUGGUUAAUAGAAAUUCAAUUAUCAUGUAAAAAUUUGUUACUACUCAGAUAUGUUGGAUUACAAGACAAUGAUGACGAAUAUGAUUUUUGGUGUGAUGUCUAUCAGAAAGAAUUACAUCCAAUUGGAUGGUGUCGUGAAAAUAAAAAACUCAUGUUUCCACCAACGAUUGUUACAGAUAGAAAUCAAAGUGGUACAAAUAAACCACCAUCAUUUGAUAUUGAAAAAUUACAUGAACAGGAGAUGAAUGGUGAAAGUGCACCAGCGUAUUUAUUCGAUAAAGAUAUUGGUUUAACUCCGUGCGAUCAAUUAAAAGUUGGUAUGAUUUUGGAAAUUCAAGGUGAAGUACGACCAUGGACAGUAUGGUUUGUUCGUAUUGCUAAAAAUCAAGGUGGCUUAUUAAAACUGCAUUAUGUUGGUCUUGAUGAUAAUGAAUCAGACUUUUAUUUAUUUUAUUUGGAAUGGAGGUUACAUGUCAUAGGUUGGAUGGCUGCAACGAAUUCCACAGACUUUAUUUAUGAAUUACCCGUACAUUUGUUACCCAAUGAGAAAAUAGAUCGACAAAAAAUUAUACAAGAAUGUGGACGAAAUAUAUGGUUUAUACCACCACACAUAUUUAAACCUCAAGAUGUGAUACCUAAACAUCGUUUUAUUUCUGGUAUGAAACUAGAGGUGUUUGAACCAUCGAAUCAACAUGUAUAUCCUGGAAGUGUUGGUCAUGUACAUAAUGAAUAUUAUUUUGAUGUUCAUAUCGAUUCAGCAGUAGUACAAGAUAAUGAUAUACAACAACACCAGUUUUGUGCUUAUGCCUCGCAUCCAUUUAUUUUACCAGCCCAAUGGGCUACACAACAUAAAUUAGCAUUAAUGAAAACAAAAUCAUCUCGUCAUCCUGAAGAUUAUUGGAAAUUGUAUGCUGAAAAGAAAAGUCAAGCGGAUGAAGCAGUUGAUAUUGCACCCGAACGAUAUUUUCAAUUACCUACAUUAUCUUCGACAACGUCUAGAAUUGAACCAGGAAUGAAAUUAGAACUUAUUUAUCCUGCUAAUUCCAAUAAAAUUGUCUCUUCAACAGUUGUUCACAUUGCUGAUCAUUUAAUUUGGUUACGAGUCGAUUCUGAACAUGGUAUCUAUUCUGUUGUUCCAAUUAAUUCAAUGAAAAUAUUUCCUAUUGGAUGGGCGAAAUAUAAUCAUAUAGACUUUAUAAAACCGCUGAGAUAUUCGGUUAAUGUUAAAGUAUCUAAACAAAAUCGUUACGAAUGUCCAAAAAUUCCAAGACCAUAUUUGGGUUCAGUAUAUAUUUGUACAUUAUUUAUUAAUCAUCGAUGUUAUUGUGGUCCCUAUUUUUGUUCAUCACGUCUUGCCCGUCUUCCAUCAUCAUUCGGUCCUGGUCCAUUUCAUAUAGUUUUAAAAGAAGUUCUUUUACGAUUAAUUAACUGUUCGACAAAUGCUUCACGUGCUAUACGUCGUCUUGAACAAUCAUCAUCGUCAUCUUCAGCACCAAAUAUGAUUAGUGAAUUGCUCAAAUGUAAAAAAACGAAACAAUCAUUUCGUAAUGUAUCAAUUAUACGAGAACCUCAGUCACUACUAGAAUAUUUAAGACACGUUUGUACACAAUUAGAAAUGUGUCCAAAUUUAGUACAUUUGAAAAAAUUAAAUGAAUCGAAUGAUCUAUGUCCAGAAAAGUGUAAAUUAUUGACAACAACAUUCACUUUCAAUACUCAAUCAAAAACUGUUCCGGUGAAUAAACGUACAAAAUUACGUUUUCUAAAACGUAAACAAAAAUCAUUAUUAUCUAAUUUACAACAAAAUAACAGUAAUACAAAAGAUGACAGUGCAACAAUAACUCUCAAUCUAAAAAAUGACAUUGAUGAAACAUCAACAAUUGCAUCAAACGGUGACGAUACAAUGAAAAAAGUUGAACCCAUAGAGGAACUGCCAACGACUACUUGUGAUCGUAAAACUCGUGGUUUUCGACUUCAUAUUGAACCUCGUACACACACAAUAACACGAGUAGCAAGAAAAAAAAUACUGACAGCGGCUGUAUCGAAUGAUCAAAAGUCAAAUAGUAAUGAGAUUGAAAUAAUUCCAAAAGAAGAACCAAUUGUACCCGAUGUAACAGUUCAAAAUGAGCAAAAAUUUUCAUCUAAUUCAUCAGAAUCAUCAACGUCAUCGUCAGCUACAGUUGUAAAUGAGACAGAUCUUGUUAGUUCAACAUUGGCUGAAAAAUCUAAAAAUGAUCAGCAGCAUCGGCAACUAGAAUCACCUCACACUAUUUCAGUAACAACAGCAGCAAUCGUGCCUUGUACCGAUGAUGAAAAUGCUCAAAAAUCUUUUCAACAAACGAACAGUGAUAAAUUAGAAACUUCAAAAUAUGCUACACCACGUCCUAAAACACUUGAUUUAAAAAUAGUCGUUGAUAAUAAUCGUUCAGUGUCACGCUGUUCCUCGAUUACGUCUUGUUCUUCCUCGUCUAGUUUUUCUUCUUCAUUGUCAACACUAGCCACAAAUUCAAAUAAUACGCCAAUCGUAUCUCCAGAAUGUUCUUCGUCAGAUAAUAAAAAUCCACUUGUUCAAAGUCCGACAUCAACGAAUCAAGAUCAACAUGUCACUACCACGACAAGAGGUGGAAAAAGAGGACGAAUAACACGGAAAAAUGAUAAACCUCAGCCGUCAAAAAUAACAACAGCAACAACUAAUAGUAGUCGUGGUAGUCGAGGUCGUCCUCGUGGAAAAGGUCGUGGUCGUCCAUCUUUAUCGAGUCGAGGUGGUAGUGCAAAACGUUCGUUAACUAACGGACAUGAUUUGAAUGAUGAGGGAGAAAAUGGAUUUAAAAAGUUUAAAAUUGAAGAAUGCGAUUCGACAACAAUUGUCGAUAAUAAUAAUAAAAGUGCUGACAAUAAUUCAUCAACACCAACCAGUGAUGAUAUGUCAACAGCAACAACUUCAACAAAUAUUAUGAAUCAGAAUCUUCUUGAUUUAAAUCCCGUUCAAUGGACAGUAAUUGAUGUUUGUGCAUUUUUAAACGAAUGUGGAUGUUCAUUUGCCAUAGAUAACAUCAAAGAACAGGAAAUCGAUGGUCACGCAUUAUUAUUACUUGAUUUGCCUACUGUUCAAGAAAUGUUAGAAUUCAAGUUAGGUCCAGCUGUGAAAUUAUGUCAUGCCGUUGAUCAAUUAAAAUCAAAAGUAAUUGAUACGUAUAAAAAAUGA